CGAAAAUAAUAGUGUAUAUGUGUGUGUGCGUGUGUGUUUGCGCUUAUGUAUGAAGAAAAGAGUAAGAUAGAAGAGAAGAGGAAACAAAAAACGUAAUAGAAUUGAUAAAACAUAAUUGUGACGCGCGGGGGAAAUUUAGCGCCAGGAAUAGGAAAUCAUUUGAACAUUUAAUGUAGGAGGCAAAAGGUAAGAAGGAGGCAAUAGCAAACCAAAGCCGAAGCGAAAAUCUAAAAAUAGCAACAACAAAUUGACGCAGGCAGCACAAUUCUCUUACACACACACACACUCUCUGUCUCUCUGGCUGGGACUUUUGGCUUCAUUUGUGUGUUUCUAGUAGAGUGUUUUAGCCUGUCAAACCGCCCGACUGACCCCCUGCCGCCGCCGCCGCCCUCCUUGCCAACGGGUCCAAGAAAGAACCGUCAAAUCGACAAAAUAAUAUAAAUAGAGAGUGAACUGCGUGCGUCCAUUUGCCCCUCUGUGUUUGUGUGUGUGUGUGUGUGUGUGUGUGCAAACGAUAACAUUAAUAACAAAAUACCGAUAGCAACAACAAUAAUAACAACAACAACAACGGAUCAAAAUUAUGCUUUUGAAAUUCACAAAAACCAGCAACGGUGGCACCACGGCCACAGUUGUGCGCUCCGGAGUCGGCGUUGGAGUCGGAAUUGUUGGAGCAGCAACUGGUUCCAAUUCGGCCACCACAAGCUAUGUCGCACGCGGAACAGGCAUGCGUAUGACCAUGUCAACCAAUUCCACAAUGAGUCCGCGGAUACAUCGAAAGGGCUUUCGCAUACCAUCGAAAAGACAACCAGGCAAAGGGUUGCCAGGCAAAUUGCAUACCAUAAGUCGGACGGGUCCUGGUAAGAUGGUGCCUGGAAAGCGAAUACCACAACGACCGCAUCCGCCGCCCUGUGACAAUUCCAAUGACAGUGGACUCGGUUUCGAGCAGCACACGGAGAUGCGACAAGGAGCAGCAGUUGCUGCCGCACAAGCAGCCGCGGCAGCAGCAGCAGCGGCGGCGGCGGCUGUUGGUGGCGACCCAACUGGCAGCUCCUCCUCCUCAUCAUCAUCGUCGUCAUCAACAUCGUCAUCGUCGUCGUCGUCGUCCUCCUCCUCGUCAUCGGCCAAUGGUCAGCGGGCAAAUCUGUGCUCCAUGAACAGGUCUCUCACUAAUACGGUAGCUGCAGCAGCUGCAGCUGCAGCCGCGGCUGUGGCAAGCAACACACUGCAACAGCAUCAACAUCAGCAGCAUCAUCAGCAGCAGCAACAACAGCAUUUAAUUCGAGCCAUACCCGUAUCAAGAUCGCGGCAUGCCAAGAAAAUGACAACUUCAUCUGGUUGCAAGAGCAACUGCAGCAUCAGUAGCGGCAGCAUCAGCAGCAGUAGCAACCAGAGCAGCCACAGCAAUUAUCUGGAUGACCUAGAUGUGGCCUCAUCGUCGGCAUCGUCGUCGGAGGAUUCGCACUCAUGCUCGUUAAUGUUCAACAAUUUGGAUGAGGAUACGGGUUUUGGCAAUGAUAAUACCAAUCCCAAUCCCAAUGCCAAUUCAAAUUCAAAUUCAUUAUCAACAACAUCAUCAACAACAAAGGCAAAUCAAAGCGUCGGUCUUGAUCUUUUUGGUGGCGUUUUCAAUGCAACUAUGAGCCAUAAGGCUGCCGAAGUUGCCGCUGUUGCAGCUACUGCAACGGCCUUUGCUGUUCAACAGCAUCAGCAGCAGCAACAACAUCAACAGCAGCAACACCAGCAGCAGCAGCAACAACAGCAGCAGCAGCAGCAACAACAUCAAUUGCAAGAUUUCUCGUAUCCCGGCUUACUCUUGGGAGGAGGUUCUGGGUCAAGUGAAAUAGGAAGCAGGACUCUAGGAUCCGGCGGUGGCAAAUACAUAAAACGCAAAAAGCUCGAGUGCAACCAUGUCGAACUGGACAAUGAUGAUGCCUGCAGUGAGGAUGAGUUCAUACGAAAGAUAGCCAACUCGAUGCCAAGCCAUGAACGACAGGCGAAUCUUGUAGAGAAUGUCAAUCAAACGCCACGCCCCAUCGCCGCCCAAAGCAAUGAGCCAAAAUUCAUCUCAGCUCGAACCGUGCAACGAGUGGCUAAUAAACGUCAACCCCAGACGCCAUUGAACAGCAUCGCCAGCUCGAAUGACGGACAAGUUCAGCUUGAAAUUAUCUCACAGCCGGAACAACAGCAUCGGGCCCGGUAUCAGACUGAAGGUAGUCGCGGAGCUGUCAAGGAUCGCAGCGGCAAUGGUUUCCCCAUUGUCCGUCUAACUGGCUACGAUAAAUCGGCCAUUCUGCAGGUCUUUAUCGGCACCGAUAUCGGUCGUGUGGCCCCUCAUAUGUUCUAUCAGGCAUGCAAAGUUGCCGGCAAGAACUCCACCCAAUGCAAUGAGAAGAAAGUAGAUGGCACAAUGGUCAUUGAAAUUGAUUUUAAACCUGAAACCGAUAUGACCAUCACAUGCGAUUGCGUUGGCAUCUUGAAGGAACGCAACGUUGAUGUGGAGCAUCGUUUUCCCGAGCAUUUGGCACAGAAGAACAAAAAGAAAUCAACACGCUGUCGCAUGGUCUUUCGCACUCAAUUAACCCGUGCCGAUGGCACCACCGAAACACUUCAAGUCUGUUCAAAUCCCAUCAUAUGCACUCAACCUCCCGGUGUGCCCGAGAUUUGUAAAAAGUCCCUCAACUCAUGCCCCGUCGAUGGUGGUCUAGAAUUGUUUAUUAUUGGUAAAAAUUUCUUAAAGGACACACACGUUGUGUUCCAGGAGACAUACGAUAGUGUUAACGCCGAUGAUCCAGCCACUGAGAUAGCUGUGCGUCAGCAAAUGAUUGGGGGUACAGCCGCCCUCUGGGAGCAGAGUGUACAGCCCGAUAAGGAGUAUUUGCAUCAGACGCAUCUCAUUUGCACGGUGCCACCGUAUCUGCAUCAGAAUCUAUUGAAACCAGUGAGCGUUCAAGUGUCAAUCAUUUCCAGUGGCAAGAAGAGUGAACCGCAUAACUUUAUCUAUACACCAAAGGGCACCUAUACAACAUUAGCGGCGGCCAGCACGUUAAGUAGCACAAUACAUUCGCAAGAUGUUGUGAGCAACUUUAUGGAUACAACAGCAGCUCCAUCCAAUUCGAAUAUAGUCGGCAGCAGCUCGAGCAAUUGGUCGGACAGUGUCAAUGUCAACGGCAAUGUGAGUGGAGUAGUAGUCAGUGGUGGCAGCAAUCCCAACGGUGGCCUAUCCCCAGUGGCCUUGGUGACUGGUGGCGAAGUGGAGACGAAACAUGAAAUUGAUUCCGGUAUGAUGCCACCGCCGAUCACCACACAAAUACCGAUGGGUGUGCGACGCUCAUCAUUGCCCAGUGUGGCUGGGACACCAAUGAUAACCGAUCAGCAAUUGGUCCAUUUGAGUGCCGAGGCGGCAGCCCUCAAGAGUGAGCUGCUCGACGAGAAUAGUUCGCAUAGCAGUCCGAUAUCGGUUAACGUAGCCCAAUUGACGCCAUCGGAGAGCGUUGGUGGUGCCGGUAGUGCCGGUGGUGCCGAUCAGCCUGUGUUGCAUCCGGGCAGUCCAAACGGUGCCCUCCAGCAAUACCAUCAGCAGGCAGCGGCAGCGGCCGCAGUGGCAGCAGUUCGUUUCGCGACACGUAAGACAAGUCUGGAUACCAUAAUGUAUGAUCAAUCGAAUAGCUUGCCCGGAUUUCCCAGUGUGGUGGCUCCAGCCACCGCUGCAGCGGUGGCCGCCGCCGUCGACAUCGAUCCGGCUGCUGUGGCCGUGGCCGUUGAGAUGGCCGUCAAGAAUGAGAUAGUCAAGCAUGUGGUGCAACAGCAGCAGCAACAGCAGCAGCAGCAGCAGCAGCAGCUUAUCGAAGAGCUCACCAAAUCCACAUCGGUGGUCAGUAGCAAUGGCACUGUCACCGAACCGGCUGCAGCUCUAUUCACCCGAUCGGCUGUGAUCGAUCAUGCCCUCACCGAUAUGCUGCAAUCGAAAGUGAACUCGGUAACGGCAGCAACAUCGAACGCAGUUCUGGAGCGCAGCCUCUCGUUGAGCUCCACCAAUUCGAGUAGCUCACUGAGCGGCAGUGAACCAUCACCGAAUAGUUCGCCACUUUCACAGGAUAUUAUACUCAAUUCAGAGCCAGCUGCUGCCCUGGGAGCCGGAUUGCCCAUGCAACAGCAGCAACAACAGCAGCAACAGCAACAACAGCAACAGCAGCAGCAACAGCAAGUGGCAGCAGGCGCCACUGGUGCAGUCGAUGCCCUGUCCACCGAUAUAAUUAUGAAUUCCGCUGUCUCACCAUCGACCAUUCUAUGUUCGGCGAAUGGCGCUGCCACUGCUGUGGUGCCCAACAUUUUGGCUCCCCAUCAGGUGACCAUGGCCAAUUCCAUACUCAAUGACAUUGCCAUGCAACCGGAGCCCACCCAGCAGGAUGCUACUGUGGCAGCAUUGGCCUUGAGCAACAUUAUGAUGAGUCCACCGAAUGCCUCUGUGGUCACAGCCGAUGCUCUACCCCUUAAUCCCACAGCGCCAGCGCUUCAAUCGGAUCCGGUGGCAGCGACAGCAACCUCAACGGCUGUUAGCAAUAUGAUUCUAAAGGCGGCUGCCGAUUUCAUUACUACCCAGGAGCAGGAGCAGCAUCAUUUCCACCAUCAUCAGCAAACGAUGCCCCAUCAUCCCACACAGCAGGCGGCUGUCCCAUCUGCUGUAACGGCAGCAGGAGCUUCCACCGAUCCGCUGGUUAAUCUGCUACUGGGCAAUCAUUCGAGCACACCGGAAACAGCUGCUGUUGCUGCAGCAGCUGCCGUCGAGGCGGCCAAUUACCAGUCGCUUGCCGUUGCCCAUGCCCACUCCCAUUCUCACCCCCACAGCCAUCAACAUUCGCACUCCCAUGCCCUCGCCCAUGCCCAUGCCCACGCCCAUGCCCAUACGCACGCGCAUUUGCCCGUUGUGCCAUCCACACCACAAGAAUCUCUCAUUGUUGCCUUGGCCACGGAAAAUGCUCUACAAAAGUCGGUGGCCACCGCCGCUGUGACCACCAAUGGUGCCGUUAUGACUCAACAGGCCUCGACGCCGGCAACAACUGCUGGCAGCAUUCUGCCCGCCGCUGUUGGAGCCGUAGCUGCUGCCGCAGCUGUGCAGCAGGCAGUCCAACCGCCGAUACCACAGGAGUUAACCACAAUGUCGGAUCAGGAUCUGAUUAGUUACAUAAAUCCGAGUACCUUCGAUCAGCUUUGAACACAUCCGUUUGGCCGAUCAUCAAAUUAAGUCUGUGGCAAUUAUUUUUUUUUAAUCUAAUUGUAAUGAUUUCUGCACAUAAUGUUACGUAAUAUUACUUCUCUACACAGGCUUAGAUACUAAGCAUAGAUAAUAGAUACAUAUAUAUGGAUGUAGAUGAGGAUUUAAUGAUGGAUAUAUAUAUAUAUUAAAUGGUGACCACCCUCAGAAUCACCCUCCUCCUUCCUUACCGCGCAAAAAACCUGGGAAACAAUAAAAGAAAUGUUUUUGGUUUUUAAUUUUUUUUUUUUU
Molecule: messenger RNA, 5503 nt
Organism: Drosophila willistoni
Lineage: Eukaryota; Metazoa; Arthropoda; Insecta; Diptera; Drosophilidae
Gene: NFAT
Product: nuclear factor of activated T-cells 5
Exons: 10
Coding region: 581-5212 (1543 amino acids)
Biological process (GO): regulation of transcription by RNA polymerase II
Cellular component (GO): transcription regulator complex
Molecular function (GO): transcription factor binding; DNA-binding transcription factor activity, RNA polymerase II-specific; RNA polymerase II cis-regulatory region sequence-specific DNA binding
Source: RefSeq, a predicted model, not a curated record